This is a messenger RNA of Cuscuta campestris, 2075 nucleotides long. NCBI's taxonomy places the organism in Eukaryota, Viridiplantae, Streptophyta, Magnoliopsida, Solanales, Convolvulaceae. The record is from the annotation of a GenBank genome assembly.
CUAAACCAAACCGGACCUGAUCUACCUUUUUGGCAGCUCUAAAUUUGAGCAAAAUGACGGAGAAGACAGAGGCAUAGGCUGCAGCGUCAUCGGAAUCAAUCACGCUCUCGAUCGUAUCAAACGCGUAGCAGCAAAGCGGGGCUCACGAUCCGGGGAGUCAACGGUAGCAGUGAGGCAUGAUCUCCCAGUUCUUCGUGCUUUCUCAGAGGGGAGACAGCAUUGUCUUCCGCGACUGUGAGUUAUCUUUCUAUCCCUGCACACAAACAUGUGAUGUAUCUAUCUAAAGCCGCGAUUGUUGUUUGUGCGUUGGAUUUUAUGGAAUCCAGAUCUUGUCAAUCCAAUCAUGCUGAGAAAUCUAUUCUCAACAACUUUUGGUUUUGAUGAGUUUGUGAUUGUGAGCUGGAAGUAAAGUUACAGGAUCUUCAAUUGAGCUUCCUGACCUGAAUUGCUAUAGAGGAGAUGUACAAAAAGGAAGUGCAGAGAUUUUCUUUCGCAAAGUUAAGUUUUGGAAAGAAGACGGGGAAGAAGAAGCACCCCCUGUAUUUGUAGAAUGUGGAUGGUGUAAAUUACUUCCAUGUGAAGGUUGUUGGUCUGCUUUUUGCUGCAACUACGAGGACCAACGUCUCACCUUCUCUGGUGCUGGAGCUUCUACAGAGGAUUGCACGUGUUACCAAAGAUUACCUUGGCAUUCUGAAUGAAGAUUCCUUGAGAAAGAAUUUUGUACUUGUGUACGAGCUACUUGAUGAAGUUAUUGAUUUUGGUUAUGUCCAAACAACAUCUACUGAAGUAUUGAAGUCCUACAUAUUUAAUGAGCCAAUUGUUGUUGAUGCUGGUCGUUUGCCACCAGCUGGCCCUGCUGCUAUGUUCAUGCAAGGGACAAAAAGAAUGCCAGGGACGGCUAUUACCAAAUCUGUCGUAGCAAAUGAACCAGCCGGUAGAAAGAGGGAGGAAAUUUUUGUGGAUAUAAUUGAGAAAAUAAGCAUUACAUUCAGCUCAAGUGGAUAUAUAUUGACUUCUGAAAUUGAUGGCACCAUUCAAAUGAAGAGUUAUCUUACUGGUAAUCCAGAAAUCAGAUUAGCUCUUAACGAGGAUCUGAGCAUAGGCAGCGGUGGGGGAUCAAUAUAUGAUUAUGGUGGCUCUUCUGGGUCAGGAGCAGUUAUAUUGGAUGAUUGCAAUUUCCAUGAAUCUGUUCGUCUUGAUAGUUUUGACAUAGACAGAACCUUGACACUAGUCCCCCCUGAUGGUGAAUUCCCUGUCAUGAAUUACCGUAUAACCCAGGAAUUCAAGCCUCCUUUUCGAAUCAAUGCUUUGAUUGAAGUAGCUGGAUCACUCAAGGCUGAAGUAAUUUUGAAGAUUCGAGCUGAGUUUCCAUCAAACAUAACUGCAAAUACUGUGGCAGUGCAGAUGCCUGUGCCAGCAUAUACAUCCAGGGUUAGUUUUGAGAUGGAACCUGGAGCAGUUGGACAAACAACUGAUUUCAAAGAAUCCAAUAGGAGACUUGAGUGGAGUCUGAAAAAGAUUGCGGGUGGUUCCGAAUGUACACUGCGUGCCAAGCUAACAUUAUCACAAGAAUCACAUGCAAAUAUCACAAAGGAAGCGGGACCUGUAAGCAUGACCUUCACCAUUCCCAUGUACAAUCCUUCAAGGCUUCAGGUGAAGUAUUUGCAGAUUGCAAAGGCAUCCAAAUCUUACAACCCAUAUAGGUGGGUGCGGUAUGUUACGCAGGCCAAUUCUUAUGUGGCUCGUAUAUGAUUUAUAUAUUGAUGAUGAUAGAAGGUGGUUUGCGGGUGAAUACACCUAGUCGUGUAGAGCUGCAACUAGUCCCCCCCACCCCCCUCCCCCUCCCUUUGUUUUCUCAAUGGAGUGAGUUUUUAAGCCGUUUGUAGCUCUUGCUAAAGGGAAGAAGAUCAUUUUGUUAUAUAUAUGCUUUAUCAUCAUUUGUCUUACUGAACUAGUUUUUGUAUGUACUUUAUUUUUUUCAACAAUUUGUUGUAAUUUUUAUUGUUUGAACUCAGAGUAUUUGAAAUCAGUAUAAUGUUGAUGAGAUUUUAAAUAAUUAAAUUUGUUCUGUUUUU